Prionailurus viverrinus (fishing cat) is the source of this 7232-nucleotide messenger RNA. It is a transcript of the gene CHST3, whose product is annotated as carbohydrate sulfotransferase 3. The record is from RefSeq and is a predicted model, not a curated record. Gene Ontology annotation, molecular function: N-acetylglucosamine 6-O-sulfotransferase activity; chondroitin 6-sulfotransferase activity. Gene Ontology annotation, cellular component: Golgi membrane. The transcript has 3 exons. Gene Ontology annotation, biological process: N-acetylglucosamine metabolic process; carbohydrate metabolic process. NCBI's taxonomy places the organism in Eukaryota, Metazoa, Chordata, Mammalia, Carnivora, Felidae. Bases 860 to 2299 code for a protein of 479 amino acids.
GCUUGGGAGGCUCUGGCAGGGUGAAGCCGCGAAGAUCCGCACGCCGCCUCUCCCCCCACCUACCCACCCCGGGGCCGGGAGCUCCUCCCAGUCUCUCUGCGAGGAGGUGGGGGAUCCGAGAGGCCCCCAGCGAGUCCCCGGGGAGGGCGGGCCGAGGUGCAGUGCCCGGAACAAAGGCCCACAGAGGGGUCCCGGAGAGCGCGGCUCCCCGGGGGCGGGGGCGGGCCCCCUCCCUCCCCCCUCAGCUCCUCCCUCUCCUCCCCUCCUUCCAGCCAGAGGCCGGGCCGGCGCGCUGCCCAAGCUGCGCCAACUUCGCCAACGGUUCCCAAGUUGCUGGGCGCGCAGGGCUGGGAGCUGGGUGGGGUGAGGAAGGAGAGGAGGAGGAGGAGGAGGAGGACGAGGAGGAGGGCUCCCCGGGCGCCUUGGACGCGGUUCAGGAAUCCGCCGCCGCCGCGGGCCGCUCGCGGGCUCGGGCCCGAGCGGGGAGGGCGCCAGGCAGGACCGCUCGCUCGCUCGCUGCGCAGGACGGCGCCCGCCUGGCGCCGCUUCCCGCUCGGCGUGCGAACCGGCGGGGCCGCGCCUCCCUCCCUCCCCGCCGCCGCCGCCGCCUCCGGGGGGGCACAGAGCCCGUGCCGCGAGGGAUCGGAGCCGCUGAGCUGCUUCUGCCGGGCUCUACGCAGAGGAGGGCAAAGUUGCGAGCGGAUGCUGCAAGCGCCGGACCCCAGCCGCGGACAGUCGGAUCCGCCCCCGCCGGAGGAGGCUCGGCGGCCGGGGACAAGGGUGUCCCCCACCUGAAGACGCGGAGCCAGGUCCUGAGCGAUGCUCCUGAGCUGAGCGCCCACGGGCCCCCCCUUUCCCCAUGGAGAAAGGACUUGCUUUCCCCCAGGACUGCCGGGACUUAUUGCACAGCCUGAGGAUGAAGAGCAAAUAUGCCCUUUUCCUGGCUUUUGUGGUGGUGGUUUUUGUCUUCAUUGAAAAGGAAAAUAAAAUCAUAUCAAGGGUGUCAGACAGGCUGAAGCAGAUCCCACAACCCCUGGCAGACGCCAACAGCACCGACCCAGCCCUCAUCUUGGCCGACAAUGCGUCCCUUCUGUCCCUGAGCGAGCUCGAUUCAGCCUUCACCCAGCUGCAGGGCCGCCUGCGAAACCUCAGUCUGCAGCUGGGUGUAGAGCCAGCAGCGGAGGCCGCCGCCGGGGCCCAGGGCGAGGCGGAGGCCAAGGCCAAGGAGCCACCCCGACCCCGCGAGGCCCGGCCGCGGCGCCACGUGCUCCUCAUGGCCACCACCCGCACCGGCUCCUCGUUCGUGGGCGAGUUCUUCAACCAGCAGGGCAACAUCUUCUACCUCUUUGAGCCGCUGUGGCACAUCGAGCGCACCGUGUCCUUCGAGUCGGGAGGCGCCAACGCCGCGGGCUCGGCGCUCGUCUACCGCGACGUGCUCAAGCAGCUGUUCCUGUGCGACCUGUACGUGCUGGAGCACUUCAUCAGCCCCCUGCCGGAGGACCACCUGACCCAGUUCAUGUUCCGCCGCGGCUCCAGCCGCUCCCUGUGCGAGGACCCCGUGUGCACGCCCUUCGUCAAGAAGGUCUUCGAGAAGUACCACUGCAAGAACCGUCGCUGCGGGCCCCUCAACGUGACGCUGGCGGCCGAGGCCUGCCGCCGCAAGGAGCACAUGGCCCUCAAGGCCGUGCGCAUCCGGCAGCUGGAGUUCCUGCAGCCGCUGGCCGAGGACCCCCGGCUGGACCUGCGCGUCAUCCAGCUGGUGCGCGACCCGCGUGCCGUGCUGGCCUCCCGCAUGGUGGCCUUCGCCGGCAAGUACGAGGGCUGGAAGAAGUGGCUGGCCGAGGGGCAGGCGCGGCUGGGGGAGGAGGAGGUGCAGCGGCUGAGGGGCAACUGCGAGAGCAUCCGGCUGUCGGCCGAGCUGGGCCUCCGGCAGCCGGCCUGGCUGCGCGGCCGCUACAUGCUGGUGCGCUACGAGGACGUGGCGCGCUGGCCGCUGCAGAAGGCGCGCGAGAUGUACCGCUUCGCCGGCAUCCCCCUGACGGCGCAGGUGGAGGACUGGAUCCGGAGGAACACGCAGGCGGCCCAGGACGGCAGCGGCAUCUACUCCACGCAGAAGAACUCCUCGGAGCAGUUCGAGAAGUGGCGCUUCAGCAUGCCCUUCAAGCUGGCGCAGGUGGUGCAGGCCGCCUGCGCCCCGGCCAUGCACCUGUUCGGCUACCGGCUGGCGCGGGACGCCGCCUCCCUCACCAACCGCUCCGUCAGCCUGCUGGAGGAGCGCGGAACCUUCUGGGUCACGUAGGGGGGCCCCCUAGCGCCCCGCGGGCGGUGACACGGUGGCUCUCGCCGAGGGCGGGCGGGCGGGCGGCGGCCACGCGCGGGGCAGGCCGCCCUUCCGCCGUAGAAGUAGGCCCCCCGCCAGCUAGCUCCCCCACUGCAGCCUUGGGCCCGGGGUCUCUCACCGAGAACAGGACAGUGCCGGUCCGUGAGGGCCGCCAGACCCAGACCUGAGGGGCUGCGGUCUCCUGAGCAGGCUCCCCGCAGGCCUGGAACUUUUGACAAGCCUUUUUUUCUCGGUCACUGUCUCUGUCUCUGUCUCUGUCUCUGUCUCUCUCUCACACACACAGACACACACACACACACACACACACACACACAAGCAUACACCCAAAACUACAUAAAUGCCUGUAGACCCCGUGGGCCAGAGUCCAGAUGUUUAACCCGAAGGGGCUUUGGGCACCCACCAGCUGCAGUCAGACCUCCUGCUGUACUCACUGUUCACCUGUCAGUCUCUGGAUUUCUACACAAUCCAGUGUGGAAUCUGCAUGGGUCUGAGGGGAGGGGCUGGAACAGCCCAGAAUGUCAGGAUGACCGCUAGGGCUUAUCAACCAAGAAUGAUUCAGUAUUUUCAUGAAUGGAAUCGCUGUGCGGGUCACUGACAUCAGCCCUGCGUAGAACUACAAAGCACACAUACACGUGUAAAAGACAGGUACCUACAUAUACCAGACACGGACACAGAAACAUCAUAGAAACACAAGUCCACACACCUACGCACAUACCCACCACAGGCUUCCCUGUUGCUUUAUGCCCACGGAAUUGAACUAUCACACACCUAAAGAGCAGCCUUUAAUUACAUUUUUAGAAUUAUUUAGGGACAUGGAAGGAAACACAGUCAUGGGCCAUGACCCUGUUCUGACCAGGUUUAGGACUGAGCGGUGGAUACAGGACCUCCGAGUCUGCGGCCCCUGCACGCCUUAGAUUCUCCUGGCUACCUCCUCUGGCCCAUUCACAUCCUCUCUGCUGGCAGGCAGGAUGUUUUGAAAUGAUGUGGCCAGUCCUCACAUGACUGCAGCCCAAAGGCCCCGUCCCAGCUCCACUGGCUCCCUGAGAGCGAGUCCAUAUUUGAAGGCUGCCUCAGGUCUGACUGGAGGCAAAAGGCAGCUGAGGAGUCCUGCCAUUUCCAGCCAGGCCUCGUGUGGGGCAGGGCCCAGAAGAGUGCAGAGUGCCCUUUAGGGAGAAGUCACAUCAGGAUACCCCUCCCCCGAGAAGACAGGGGACAGAGGUCAGCCUCAUGGUUGGUCACCAUGGUUACAUGUUCGUAUCUGUAAUUCCUCCUUUUAGGGCCCUGGGAAAAGUGUUGCUCAACUUGGGGUAGGCUGGGUAUUUUAUCUGGGUGUUUUUUUUUUUUUUUUUUUAAAGUUAUUUAUAGUUUGGUAUCUUGUUUUGUGGCUAUGUUUUUUUAUUUUGUUUCUACAGAAGUGCUGCGUGACAGCAAUCUGGGCUUUAGGGGGCUGGGAGGACCAGCAGGGAGCACUCUGGCUCUUGCUGGAGGGAGAGGAGGAGGACGAAGAGCCUUUUCCCAGAAGGACCAGAGCCUGGGCGGCCACAUGGCAACCCACAGUGCCCCACGGGCGUUUCUGUUUGAACCCCAUGUGGAACAAAUCUCAGAAACCACCGGUGUUCUUUGCUGUGUGUCCAGAAGCAACAUAAAUUAGCCCUCAUCCUCUCCCUGAGACGAGGCCAGAUUUGAACAUCUCUUUCAGGUCCAAAUGCAUUUCCUGGGGGGGCAGGGCCUAUGGCCAAGCAGCAGAUGCCCCCACAGUGGAGGUCCUUUUCUACCCCCAGCCCAAACUGGGGAGCAAAGCUCAGUCCACCCCAGAACUCGAAGAGCUGCCCCAGUUCACUAGGGCUGUUUCUGAUUUCCUGGACAACUUCUAUGUCAGAUCUAUCCUGUUGUCAAACCCAGAGGGCUGAGUUUUGGAUUGAGUAAUAUGGACAUGAGGGAAAGAGAGGAUCUGAGUCCAGCUGGUGCUGCCGUGGGGAAGGGAGGAGUGUGUCCGCCCAGCAGCUAGAAGCUGCUGUUUGAGACGGUGAGGACUGUAGCCAUUUUGUGGGGUCUCUCACAAUCACCACAUUUGAGCUGCUGGGUCUCCAUGAACUUCAAGUCGUUCAAGGAGGCCUCCAGUCUAGGCUCUCCAGUCCCGAAAUAAGUUGUGCGGGGAGCUGGCUCUGAUUUGGGGUCCAAAGGGACUCCAGCUCUGAAAACUUGACCCUGGGGCAGAGAGAGACCAGGAUGUUUCUGGAAGCCCAGAAGCACUAGCUGUUUUUCCCCUCCCCACACUGUUCCCCACACGGUUCCCCACCUGUGGUUGGUGGGGGCUGGGGCAGGGACGGAGGCAGGUACCUCCAUCUGGGGCUCUUCUUGGGGCCCUCCUGGUGUGGACAGCAAACUUCUUCCUUCCUUCCUAUGCCUCUGCGGCCAAGGUCUCCACCCCUGAGCUCUGAGGACUGUGCGGAGAAUGGACCUUUGGGACUUCUCAGGACAUUGACAAUUUGUACACUGCAAGUUGACUUAAUUUAUUUAUUUUGUGACAAAGAAGAGACAUAAGAUACCUUAUUUUUUGCAGGGACGCAAAGCUGUACCCAAAUCAAGAAAGACAAAAUAAUACUAGAAACCGUUGACUCACUCCAUACACACAAGGACACUCGAAGACGAUUCAGAGCACAAGACUAAAACCGAGGGCGCGGAGCUGUGCUGGCCCCAGGGUGUUGUUUAGGGAGGUACCUUGGUUUCUUCUUGUUGAUUUGAAGAUGCGGCAUUUAAGGCCCUUUCUGCUGUAUUACCUUUGCCCUGGUGUCUGAAACAGGGCCCAACUCAAGCGAGUGUUGCCUUGGGACUCGGCAAUGCUCCCGGGAACCCUCGGGGUUUGGGGAAGGACGGGGUGGGGGCGACUACUGACUUUAUUCUAUGGGGGGCCUGGUUGGAGUCACGCACUUGUGGUUUUCAGCAGGCAGCUGGGCUGAGGAAGGUGGUCCAGCUGGGCCAGUGCCUCCUUUUCCAGUGAGGCCAGUCCGGGCUUCUCUACUCUUACUGCUCCAUCAGGAGCCUCUCCCCUGUAUGGCGUCCACCUGCCCGCAGACAGAGGGAGCAGCUGAGGCCUCACCUCUGGGGCUGCCGGCUUCCCCGGAACAAGAGGCCCAUUCAGCAAUGAGUGUUUACUCAUUUUCUUUUUCUUGAUGAAGACCUCUUUAGCCCGGCCUAUAUAAAUAGUUCAGAACAUUCCAGGCCUUGGUGAGACAGGGUAGUGUCUAACACCCACAGGCUGUCACCACUGCUGCCUAUUCCUGGCUUCUCCUCUGGCCUUGUUUGUAAACCUCGGAGAGGAUGAGGGCACCAGGUUGGGGGCAGGGGUCUUUGGGAACAGUCGGUGGGGAGCAGGGUUCCUGAGUCCCCACAGAGAGGAAAGAAAGCAGAUUCACAACGCUGUGGCACACCCCCACCUCCCGCAGUGGGUUAUCACCAAGUUAUUACUGAGAUUGAGAGACAUGAACAAAUUCUAGCCUUUGGUCCCUUUAUGUGAUACACACACUUGAAAAUAAAUAACUAAAUGAAUAGGAAAAAAAAAAAAAGUUUACUGAAGAGUUUACUCCCCGUCUGCCAGUAUGCUCAGCCUGGAAGCUACUGCCAAAGGCCGGUCUGAUGGGGCAGCUGCCGACCGGACCCCUGAGAGCAGAGGGCCCACCCAACCCAUUCCAGUGACAUCUUUCCCCACCACCUCUAUCCUGUCCUUUGCCCUGUCUGAUGAUGAGUGAGAUCCAACAGGAGGUCAGGGGAUCCCUGUCCCGGAAGAUGGGGGCCUGGUCUAAACAUGGAAGCAUCAGGUGGUCUGGUCCCAACCCGGAAGGUCUCUUCCAGCCCUGGUGGUCCUCUCGCACAUUAGGGCCUAUUUUAAUGGCCUGUAGGGCCUGGAUUAUGGAGGACAGGUGCAGAAGACCAGACGGCUGCAUCUCUGAGGCCAUCCCUCGCUCCCAAUCCCAUGGCUGAGCACAAAGGCAGGUCCUGGGGGGAUGGAUUCCUGGGUUGGGGAGAGGUGGGGGUGGGGAAGCAUGUCUGCAGAAACCAAGUAGGCCUUGCUGAUCUGUACUAAGUGAAAGGAGCACCCGCUGAAAUCCAGGGGUCCCAGGUUGGUGGGUUUGCUAGUGAAAAUUCCCAGGACGUGGUCCAGCUGGACAAGAGGCAGAAGGCCCAGGGCUUCCCGAAUGCAACCAUAUCGCCUCUCGGCUGCCCACAGUUUCAGGAAUACUGGAAGCUGCUCUUUACCUCAAAAGGACAAAGCAGAAUUGGCAAAUUCAGAUGUCUUAAGAGCUUUGAGAUCCUUUGGUCUCCGUGUCCUCUGUCAUUCCAGGACUAUAUGCCUGGGGGACGAAUUGGUUGUAUGUGUUUCCACGGAUAUGAAUGCAGUGCCAGCCCCAUGGACCCAGCUCAUACUGUAGACCAGGUAUUUCAUUUGGGAAAAUACCCUGCUUCCUCUACCAUUGGGCUUGAAUUGGGCACCCCUGGAGUCUCCAUCUCGUCUGUAUGUUCCAGGCCAAGUUCGCCUGGCUCCCCUGCUCCCUCCUGGAUCCUGCAAACUCUGUCUUUUUUGCCAAGACCUCGACCCUGUGUCCUGUUUCAUGGCCACAUGGUACGGGACACUCCCUUUGUGGCCCUGUGUGGCCAAGGUGUGUACAUAAUGGUGUGUACGUUGCUCCCGCCCCCUUGCCAUCAGUGUCCCAGAUGUCCUUGCCGUGGCUACAAUCUGCCGUCUCCUGGAAACGCAGGGGCUGCCCUUCAGAGAGCUGGCGGCCACCGCCGGUCAGGGUCUGCUUUGCGGAACAGAAUGUGAACCCAUCACUUGAUGGCUUACUUGACUUAUUUAAUUAAAAACGAAAACAUGCAAUGAGCAAAAUCUGAA